Messenger RNA from Dufourea novaeangliae, 384 nucleotides. RefSeq lists its product as uncharacterized. The coding region runs from base 105 to 353 and encodes 82 amino acids. The record is from RefSeq and is a predicted model, not a curated record. Lineage: Eukaryota; Metazoa; Arthropoda; Insecta; Hymenoptera; Halictidae. The transcript is spliced from 4 exons.
UCCUAAUUUGGAGGCAAGACAUACGGUGCUCAUAGUUGUGUGAAACAGCAGUAGAACUGAGAAGACUUUGUACCGAUACUAAAGGUACAUUCGAGGAAGUCCUAAUGCUGAAAGGAAACUUAUCACCAUACUUAGACCCUCACAAUGAAGAAGAGUCAUCUUAUGUAACCCUUAGCAAUGGGCCAUACGUGUAUGUAGGUGAUUCAACCAACACAGAACCGAAGAAUGACCAUGUCUUUAUAGAUGUAUAUUUUUUAACCCCUAUUCUUUGUAAACACUGUGAAGAUUAUGUUUGGGGCACUGGGAAAGUGGGGGUCAAAUGCAAAGGUAAGUUUCUUUUGAAUGACUAUUAAGAAUUAAGAAUUUUAAGUAGACUUACGUGAU